This is a messenger RNA of Penicillium macrosclerotiorum, 2406 nucleotides long. RefSeq names its product secreted glycosidase. The record is from RefSeq and is a predicted model, not a curated record. Gene Ontology annotation, biological process: protein quality control for misfolded or incompletely synthesized proteins; protein deglycosylation; carbohydrate metabolic process. NCBI's taxonomy places the organism in Eukaryota, Fungi, Ascomycota, Eurotiomycetes, Eurotiales, Aspergillaceae. Gene Ontology annotation, cellular component: nucleus; cytosol. Gene Ontology annotation, molecular function: carbohydrate binding; peptide-N4-(N-acetyl-beta-glucosaminyl)asparagine amidase activity. The annotation marks the transcript as partial. The transcript is spliced from 2 exons.
AUGCCCGCCCUGCAUGCAAAGCUGGCCGUGAGCCUGGCCCUGCUCUUCCUCAGCAACUUCACAACAGCAACCAAGGAGGAUAUACGCUAUGUCGACCCCCUGAUCGGCUCCACCGCCGGUGGCAAUGUCUUCGCCGGCGCCAGUCUUCCGUAUGGGAUUGCGAAGCCCGUCGCUGACGUCGACGGCCAGAACACUGGCGGAUUUUCUACCGACGGCAGUAACAUCACGGGCUUCUCGCACAUGCACGAUAGUGGCACUGGCGGGAACCCAUCAAUGGGCCAAUUCCCUCUGUUCCCACAGUACUGCACCGACAAUGCUCUGGAUAACUGCAGGUUUCCCAAAACAGCGCGCGCAACGCAAUACAAGAGCGAAUCUGUAAUCGCGCGGCCAGGGUACUUCGCUCUGGAGCUGGUGAAUGGCCUCAAGGCAGAAAUGACGGCGGCGCGACGGACUGCGCUUUACCGUUUUACAUUUCCUGCGAAGAGCACAGGGAAUGGGGACCCGCUAGAUCCCUUCAUUUCGGUGGAUUUGACGGAUCUGUGGGAUAGUCGCCAGAACGCGAGCGUCGCAAUUGAGCCAGAGUCAGGUCGGCUCAAAGGCAAUGGCACUUUUCUCCCCAGCUUUGGUGCCGGGUCAUAUAGGGCAUAUUUUUGUGCGGACUUUGCAGGGGCAAAAGUCCGGGAUAGUGGAAUCUGGGUUAAUGACCGGGCAGGUUCCGAGCCGAAAGAGCUAUUCGUCACGCGGGGUUUCAACAAUUUCUUUCUCCAGGCAGGCGGAUAUGUGAGCUUUGCGCGUCCAGAUGAUGGAGUAGUGACCGCCAGGGUGGGCAUCAGCUAUAUCAGCUCGGACCAGGCCUGUUUCAAUGCUGAGACUGAAAUCCCCGACCCUGUCAAUGGGUUUCAGAAGGUUGAAAAUGCAGCGCGCGAGGCUUGGAUGGAGAAGUUGAGCCCCAUAAAAGUGACACAGGGUGGAGUAGACGAAAACAUGCUGCGCUCUUUCUGGAGUGGUAUUUAUCGCACGAUGCUAUCGCCGCAGGAUAUGACUGGUGAGAAUCCAUUGUGGGAAAGCGACGAGCCCUAUUUCGAUUCCUUUUACUGUCUGUGGGAUGCCUUUCGAGCUCAACAUCCCUUUCUCACCAUCAUCGAUCCUCAAACGCAAAGCAGAAUGGUUCGCAGCCUACUUGACACAUUCAAGCACGAAGGCUGGCUUCCCGACUGCCGAAUGUCCUUAUGCAAAGGCUGGACCCAAGGCGGAUCCAACGCGGACGUGGUUCUUGUCGACGCCUAUCUCAAGAACCUGACCGGCAUUGACUGGGAACUGGCUUAUAAAGCUAUGGUUAACGACGCUGAGAACGAGCCGCUGGAAUGGUCCUAUGAAGGACGGGGUGGUCUUCAGAGCUGGAAACGAUUAAGCUAUAUUCCUUACCUGGACUUUGACUACCUUGGUUUUGGCACAAACUCGCGUAGCAUCUCACGCACUGUGGAAUAUGCUUACAAUGACUACAGCAUCGCCAUCUUAGGCAAGGGCUUGCACAAGGAGGAUUAUCCCAUUUACUUAUCACGGUCCAGCAAUUGGAAGAACCUUUUCAAGGCGGAUCAGACCUCCUUCUUACAAAAUGGAACGGAUACUGGCUUCACGGGAUUUUUCCAGCCGAGGUAUUUAAACGGGACCUGGGGUUUCCAGGAUCCGAUUGCUUGCAGUGCCUUGGCAUCUUGGUGUUCGUUGACUUCCAACCCGUCGGAGACAUUCGAGUCGAGUAUCUGGGAAUAUCUGUUUUAUGUCCCACACGAUUUGGCUAAUUUGAUCAACCUGCUGGGUGGGUCGGAUGCAUUUGUCAAGCGACUCGACUAUUUCCAUGAGUCCGGGUUGGCCGAUAUUAGCAAUGAGCCUGUUUUCUUGACCGUCUACGAGUACCACUAUGCUGGUCGACCAGCUCUAUCUGCAGAGCGAGCACACAGCUAUAUUCCUCGAUCAUUCAAUGCAACUGAGAAUGGGCUACCUGGUAAUGACGACUCCGGGGCCAUGGGCUCAUUCUUGGCGUGGAGCAUGAUGGGACUCUUCCCAAAUCCGGGCCAGAAUGUCUACUUCAUUAAUCCUCCAUUCUUCGAAGCAAUCGAAAUUACUCAUCCCGAGACCAAUCAGACCGCCACAGUUCGCACAGUGAAUUUUGACCCCGCCUAUCAGAACAUCUAUAUCCAGAGCGCGACACUCAACGGGAAGCCUUACACUAAAAACUGGAUUGGACAUGAAUUUUUUACCCAGGGUAUGAUUCUCGAGCUGACACUUGGGGGUCGUGAGAGCGACUGGGGUACAAAGAAAGAGGACUUGCCUCCCAGUCUGAGCGAUGUCAUGGCUGGGGAUGAGGUCGGCAUGCAUGACGGCGCUGUCGAGGAUGUUUCCUAUCUG